Messenger RNA from Achroia grisella, 596 nucleotides. RefSeq names its product large ribosomal subunit protein mL41 (gene mRpL41). Lineage: Eukaryota; Metazoa; Arthropoda; Insecta; Lepidoptera; Pyralidae. Gene Ontology annotation, molecular function: structural constituent of ribosome. Bases 63 to 551 code for a protein of 162 amino acids. Gene Ontology annotation, cellular component: mitochondrial large ribosomal subunit. The transcript has a single exon. The record is from RefSeq and is a predicted model, not a curated record. Gene Ontology annotation, biological process: translation.
GCAAGUACUUUUCCUACUGAACUCCAAUUAUUUAAGUGUUGUAAAAAAGUACCUAACCAAUAAUGUCUAAAAUAACAACAUUAGUAAAUUUUAUCUCUAAAAGAACAAUUUCACUUACCACACCUAGAGAGGGGAAGAGAAAUUUCCGAAAAUUCAUGAUUGCUAAUAAAAGGGGCUCCAGAAUCCACAAACAAAAGCAAAUGACGCCGGAGGCCGAGCUUGAAAUAGACAAGCGUGGUGUUCGUGAUGUGGGGUACAACUUAAAUGGCCAGUUCAUUACAGUACCCGAAAUGAUACCAGAACUUAUUGUGCCAGACCUUAAAGAUUGUGACCUUAAACCAUAUGUUUCCUAUAAAGCUGAUAAUGUUAUACAAAGUAAAUUUACAGCACAACAACUCUUUGAUGCUGUGUACAGUAAGAAAAUUGUCACAGAUUUUAAAGAAGGCAAACUAGAUGCUGAUGGACUACCACUACAGCCGUCCGAAGAAGAGCAACUCCAACCUGACGAGGCUGUGGCAAGAGCAAAGAAAACUGGAUCAGAUAUUUUUUAAUGAUCAACAAUUGUUUUAGAUUUAAGUAGUUAAGAAAAAUAAAUA